AUGAAGGGUAGUACGUCCGAUUUUUUAACAGACGUACAAACAGUGAAUAUAGUCAUAAAACAGGUUUGUUUUUUUCUUUUUUUUUGUGUUUUUUCGUAUAAAAUAUCUGAAUUUUUAGAUCGGGCCUAAUAAAUCGCUACCUGCGUACAAACGAAUUGUAGAAAGAUGUUUUAGACAAAAUGUUAUUCAAGUUUCCGAAAAUCCUCGAAGGCUUUUUCAUUGCAAAUUUGUGCCGUCGGUUUCAUUCACAGAAUUUAGUGAAUUACAGGUAUUAUUUUUUGUCUGGUUUGCAAAAAAAACAUAUCUGAAAACAACUCAUCAAAUUUUCAGCAACAUCGUCGAGUUUUUGGAGUAAUUGGUGUUGCUUUCAAAAGUGCCGAUGAAAAGACUGAAAAUCAAGAAGAAGAAGAAAUCGUGAAUGCAUAUAACAAAUUAAAAAACGAUCAUUCAAAUCAUAUUUUUAGUAGUAGAUGUAUAAUUAUUGGUGCUAAACAAGACGAGUUCAACAACAUUGAGAGACAUGAGAAAUUGUGUUUUCCAAGUUUGGAAGAUUCGCUCGAAUUGGAAAGUGCAAUUCGAGAAUUGAUGCGUGCUAUUUAUAUUAUUAUAGAGAUGAAAAAGAGUAGAUAUUUCAUUUGAGAAGAAGGUCAGUUUUUUGAAAACCACAUGUGAUCAUUUCUAUCGAGAAAUCACUUUUCAGGCAGAAAUUCCUUGUCCAACACUUCCUGAUGAGACUCGUUGGCAAGCUUUUGAAUUGAAAACGACGAAAAAUUAUCGGAAAAAAUGCCUGGGUAGAUGUCGAAAACAACAUGCUGAUUUUUGUUUGUUAACUGGACUUCCACAACUUGCAUUAGAGGCUUAUGAAGCAUCAAUCGAUAAUUUGAAAGCUGCAUCAGAUUAUUUAUGGUUGGCUGCAGCUUAUGAUGGUUGGGCAAGCACAUUUUGUAUACUUAACGCUGAACAAUCUGGCCAAAUCAAUAGUGGGGCUUUUCAUCGAGUUGCCAGUAUGCAGACAAUGUUUACAAUUCCAUCAAUUGAAAUCAAUACCUCGAAUAAUAACACACCAUCUGAUAGUUUAUUUGUAUCAAAUGACAGUGCAUUGAGGUAACCUGAUUAUUUGAGAACGAGGAAAAUAAUCACUUUUUUUGAAUUUUAGCUCACCAAAUGGUCAUAAACGACAUCAUUCAGAUGAACAUGUUGGUCGAACAAGUUCACCAAUGAGUAUUCAGAAUGGUGGAAUUGGUGGGAACGAGACACCAAGAAAUGAAUCAUUUGGAAAUGAGAGUGGAAUUGUAAGCAAUGGUUCAAAUCCAUCUUUGAAAGAAGAACCAAAAUCGCAGCAGAAAAAGAACCCGAUUAGUAAUUUCUUGGAUAAGUGAGUUUUGGUGUUUUCAAUUCAGACAACUUCAGGAAUCAGACCAAUUCUAAUUUUUCUCAAAAACAAGUGCUGGAAGACCUAAUCCAAACUUACACAUACUUUAAGUUGAACUAAAAUAAACCUUUUUUUGCAGAAAUCGUGACAAACCACCAAAAGAACGUGUCCUUGAAUAUUACAAAAAUGCCAUUGAAGAAUAUACAAAAUUCUCGUUUGCUGGAUGGUUGGAAUAUGAAUCAGUAAUGCGUGCAAUUGUUUAUCUGACAUUUGAAAGAGAAUAUAUAAAACUCGAACAAUUUCAUCGCGAUCACACUGGUAAAUAUCUCGAUGACAAUAAUGAUUAUAUGAAUCAUCAUAUGAAAGCACAAAUCUGUCUAAAUUCCGCAGCAAUGUAUAAAGAGGUAACCCCGAUUUUUCAUUUUUUUUUUGCAUUUUCCAUGUUUUUUUUUGAAAAAACUUUAGAAUCAUUUGAAUAAUUCAUUAUUUAGAUUGGCUUUAUACGUAAACAAGCAUUUUACGCCCGAUUGAGCGUGUUGUUUGAAUUACACGUUACCGAAGGAAAACAAAGAAGUGCCAGCGAUUACAAAACUGUUUAUCCAAUUUUGUACAAGUAUGUUUAAAGAAAAUACAGAUGAACAAUAAUAACAAUUGAUAAUUUUCAGAACUUUGGAAGGGUAUGGUAUAAAUUUGAACGAGUCUACUGAAUUUAGCAAUCAAACAAUUGGUCCGGAAAAACUGCAGAUCAAAAGUUUACAUGAGAUUUUCACAGCCGCAAAUCGUGCCGGACACACUGAUGCAGCAAUUCGACAUCUUUGUUCACUUCUACAAGUUUAUUAUCCGAGUUUAGAACUUUCGAUGGCUACAAGAUUAUUUGAGGAUUUGGAUAAUCUUGUGAAAACAUCUAAAAAUGUUCAUCAACUGAAUCAAACACUUUCUGUUGAGGAUGGUAAAAUUAUUAUUCCAUCUCUCCAAAUGACUAGAUUCCCCAUGAUAACGUGAGUAAAGAUUGAUAGAAGUGUUCUUUGUUCGGAUUGAAAAUACAUUUUUUUUUCAGAAAUCCAACCGUCUUACCUCUGCAAUCUCAUCUUGCCCCAACAAUAGUUCAAAAUCAAUCGCAAACCUCAGUUUUCAUAUAUAGUCCGUUUGCCAAGAAGAAACCAGAUAAUUCGCUUUUAUGGGUCACGGAUUGUCCAGGCGAGGUUGAGAUUAGUGUGAAAAAUUGUCGAGGAAUUGAACUUAUCGUCAAGUGAGUAAUUUUUAUUUGAAAUUUUUAUAAAACAUUUCUUAUAGGGAACUUUGUUUAAUAAGUGAUGGAAUAAACUUUGAAUCAGUACAAGCUCGAUUGAUCUUACCCCCUGAAGAUCAAAAUUCAAAAUCUGACGGUGCCACGAUUCGAUUGAUUGGAGUACCCAGAGAAGCUGGAGAUUUGUAUAUUGUUGGAUAUUCUUGCAAUGUUUUUGGAUUGCAUAAUGAGUGUAGAUUUUCGUGUUCUAGUCAAAAACACACUCGAUUACAUGUCAAAGUUCUCCCAAAGUUAGCCAAACUUCAUUUGGAAUGUUCACUUCCACGCGCACCAAUUGAUGAAUUCUCUGAUGAACCAUCAGCUGAAGCUGUUGUAUAUUCUGGACAAACAUUUGAACACACAAUUACUGUUGUCAAUGAUAGUGAUAUUGACGUGAAAUAUUGUGGAGUCAAAGUUUGGCAACCAACUGUACAAGGAGGACCUGCAUUGAUAAAAUUGAUUGAUGUUGAUGAACAUCUCGAAGGUGUUGAUAAAGGUGAAGAUUUGUCGAGUUUUAAGUUAGCUGCAAAUAGUUCAAGAGAAUUGAAAUUCUCAAUUUUUGGAAUUGAUCCAACUUCAACUGCUGAUGAUUUAUCGGACGAAGAGAAGGUAUUGGAAAGUGUUGUGCCAAUCGCUACAACUCAUGUUAAUCCAAAUCCUGAAGUAGAAGCUCCCGAUAUGGAUUCGAUCCCUUAUACUGGAAGACUUCUAACAUGUGAUUUCACAGUGAGAUAUCAUUCAGAUGUUGAAUCAAAAGAAGAUGAGUUCUACGAGAGAAAGAGUCGCCUACCAAUUGCAAUUUCCAUAAUUCCCGCAGUCACUGUUUCAGCUUGGCAUGUUCUACCAGGAGAUAGCCCAUUUUCAAGGUAUAUUAGAUAAGUAAUCAAAUGUAGAUUUGUGAAGAAAUUGUUUUUCCAGAUAUAUUGUUGUUGAUGUUACCAACAGUACUGAACAUGAUGCUGAACUUGUUUAUAGUGCAAAUCGUCGGAUGAAUGUUCUGCCAAAAGAAACCUGUCGAGUUCCAAUAUUAUCCCCUUGCUGUUCAGAUGUUGCAGGCGGUGCUUUCCAUCAAGCAAAACAACGUGGAAGUCAUAUGAUGCAAAAAAUUGAGACUGAAAGAUUGCGCCAAAUUCUGGAAGCUCACGUUUCGAAGCAUUUGGAUAUUCGCUGGGCAAUUCCUUCACAAAAAUUGGAAGGUCAAGUUCCAGUUGGAUCGUUGUUAUCUUCAGUGGCAUUAUUGAAACAAUUAGUCCUUCCAGCAAUCAGUUUGGGUAAGUUAUAGGGUUUUGUUAUAAGAAGGGAGCGGGAGAUUGAAAAUGUUUUUGUAGAACCCAAAAUAGAGCAUUUUUGAUUUGGCUCCAUAUAAAACAAAUUAACACAUUGUUAAAAAUUGAAAAAAGAUCUGAUCUUUUGUAUAGUACCUGUCUGAAAAUGUAUUACAAAUCUUUAUGUUUGAUUUUUUCAGAUUUCGUUAUCAAUGGUAAGCAAUACGUUAGUGAAGAUGAUGUAACAAUCGGGAUUGGUCAAAAUGUUGAAGUUGAUAUCACUGUUAUCUCCUCGUUACCUGAAACAUUUAACGGAAUAUUAUCGAUUGAUUGCGAACAAGAAAUAUCCCAUCAACUUGGGUCAAAUCCAUCAUCUCAUUUGAUGCUUUUAGCUGGGCCCAAGAAAAUACCAUUUUCCGUUGAGGUUGGUCCCUAUUUUUUCAUGAAACACCAACAAUCAUUUAAUGUGUUUUUCUUUAGAAAACGAAACAACAUAAAUUGCAAUUCAAUUUAUCGUUCAUUGUCGAAGGUAGUUUCCGUGUUCGCCCACAAAUCACACCAUCACCCGGUCAAUCUGCUUUACUUCCGGAAGACAUGUUUGCCACACCAGUCGCUUUUAGUGUAUCAACAAAAUUCUAG
Molecule: messenger RNA, 4561 nt
Organism: Caenorhabditis angaria
Lineage: Eukaryota; Metazoa; Nematoda; Chromadorea; Rhabditida; Rhabditidae
Source: the annotation of a GenBank genome assembly